Cooperia oncophora is the source of this 1236-nucleotide messenger RNA. Lineage: Eukaryota; Metazoa; Nematoda; Chromadorea; Rhabditida; Trichostrongylidae. The record is from the annotation of a GenBank genome assembly.
AUGGGAAGUGAUGACUAUUCUUACUAUAGAUUUAUUGCAGCUGUGAGCUUGGAAAUGGCCACAGAAAGUGAUGAGGCUCAGCAAGCUAUACCUAUGGGUAUACUACUGGCUACAAAGGGAACAGCAGGCGAUCGUCUUCUUUUCCUGUAUCCUCCCUCACCGUCCAAAACUAAUGCUAAAUCAACAGAAGCUUCGUCAAGCACGUUAGUGGACUCCAUUCUGAAAACUGAUCGUGAUGCCAGAUUCAAAUCCUAUGCUCCUACAACUUCUUCUCAGUUUCCGGUACUCAUGACAAAACAGAACAUGAAGAAAUCCGGCGAAAUGUCGUUCCCCACACAGUUUAUACUCUCUACAUGCAUGUUGGCGAAUAUACUGAGUGUCAAAGACUCAGCUGUCGGAUGCACCAUUCGAACUGAAAGUCGACAAUGUGCGAUUUGCCGGCCACCCGAAGAAGCUUGCGUAGACUCUCAUCUCGUCGAGUCUUUCCAGCUACUAAGCAAGAAGCUUGCAUUGGCGAUUGAUUCACUUCAGACCCAGCGUAGCUAUUUUGCUGAGCAGACAUGCUUGGAGGUGCAGUUCUUAGAGCAUUUCAUCACACUGUACUGUAGUACCUUGCCAUCACUUAAACAGGAAAGAGCGAUGCGAUCGGCCUUGGAUGAAUUUGAAGCAGAAGUAUCGAGCCGACCGGAGAGUGACCAGUCGCUUCUUGAAAUUCCUUGGGAUACUGUAAGUCUUUCGACACUUCACACAAUACAAUUUAUUACUGCUGUUAUCGCUCAGAUACGAAAGAGAAGCGCACUGGCGGAACUUCUCACCAAGGUAUUUCUGGACGUUGGACGAACUGGAGUAGUCCAAGUUUUUGUGGACAACUUUAUUGAAGUGGGCUUUUGUGCUCAGUCUCGUGCGUUUGCCCACGCUCACUUGACUCCGAAGAAUCGCGCAGAGAUUGAUAGAAUAGUCAAACGGAUACGGCCGUACCAUGGCAUACUACUCUUGGAAGACGUUUGGCCAAGUCCUGAUGCUAAUCCGUCAGUAACAUUGCUUUUAAAGCACUGCGAAGCGGACAGAUCUAUUUUAGAUAUGUCGACUGCUUCAGGAAUACCUCUACUUCAGGUAUUUCUUAUUGUACGCCAUUUACUGUUAUGGGCUCGUGCUAUCGUUAUCUAUCCGUUAUGUAACUCAAACGUCUACGCAUCCGCCACGUAUCCAAAGCCAUGGAAAAGGUGGUGGUUUUGA